UGCACCGAGAAUUACGUGCCUCUUGUGAACUUUCUCCCUCCCUCCCUCUCCUUUCUCCUCUAUUCUCAUCUCCAUCUGUGGUUAAAGAAAUUCAUUAUUCCGUCGUUGCAUAUCCGUUUCACCCGCCCCGUUCCUUCGCCCAUGCACAACACCCGGAUUCUCAUGAGCGCUGCCGUGCCCAGGUGCCGGCCUCCGCGUGCGCAGGCUGGGUCGCGCCGGCGUGGCCCACAUGCUGGCGACGAGCAAGCACCACAAGAACCGCGACGUGGACGAAAUCCUCCGGCUGGCGGUGAGCUCCUCGUCUGCCGGCGUGUAUGAGGACGAGGGCGCUUCCCAGGACUCGCUGGUGGACGUGGGCGCCAUGCCCUUCGGCCCGCGGGAUCGAAAACCCUUGGCGUGGGUGACGUGUCUGCAUUACGGCGCCCUGUCCGCUCUCAUGACGGAGCCGGAGCACCGACGGAGGGGCCUGGCUCGGCUGGUCAUGGAGGCGGCGGGGAGGAGCAUGGCCAGCCAGGGCUACGUCCCCCACGCCUAUGUGGAGAGAGAUAACGAAGCCUCCCUCAGGAUGUUUAGCAGGAUGGCCGGAUGGCGCAGAGUUCAUGACGCCAUCUUUAUGCAUACUUAGGGAGGGGAAUUUGUGUCUCUUUCUUUCUUAGCAAUUCCUCUCUCUC
Penaeus monodon (black tiger shrimp) is the source of this 671-nucleotide messenger RNA. RefSeq lists its product as uncharacterized. The record is from RefSeq and is a predicted model, not a curated record. Gene Ontology annotation, molecular function: acyltransferase activity, transferring groups other than amino-acyl groups. NCBI's taxonomy places the organism in Eukaryota, Metazoa, Arthropoda, Malacostraca, Decapoda, Penaeidae. The transcript has a single exon. Bases 230 to 625 code for a protein of 131 amino acids.